CCUUGCUCAGUUCUGAGCCGUAGUGCUUGAUUGCUGGAAGAGCCAUGAAGACACUGGUGACUUUUGCCCUUGUGGGACUUCUAGCCCUUUGGCUACCUUUCACAGCUUGUCAGAAGACUCCAAAAGGCAAACCUGGAAUCUGCCCGAUAGAUCGUUGCAGAUGCACUGGCCCUCAACCUGAUGAGUGCAGAGAUGACUAUAUUUGCCUAGGACAGAAAAAGUGUUGCUAUUCCUGUUGCGCCAUGCGCUGUGUGGAUCCAGAAUUCCGGAAUGUGGAAUAUGCCACCUGCAUCUGGUGCAGGAAGACCAAAAGGAGAGAAGCCUGGAAGCUGUCCAGUCAUAAUUGCUUCAUGCUGGACCCCCCUUAUAAAUGUGAUGUUGACUAUGACUGCCCUAAAAAUAAGAAGUGUUGUGAGGGGAUAUGUGGCAGAGACUGCUACCUGGCAAUUUUUGUACCCAGCACCAACGUGAAUUAA
Messenger RNA from Podarcis muralis (Common wall lizard), 476 nucleotides. The record is from RefSeq and is a predicted model, not a curated record. Lineage: Eukaryota; Metazoa; Chordata; Lepidosauria; Squamata; Lacertidae.